AUGCAGAUCUUCAAUCCCGAGGAGUUCAUCGCGCCACUGAGUCGAGUCAAGUUUGAGAUCUCAGCGCUCGACCUUCGAGAUCCUCUAUGUCCGCCACCCACCCAGUCACCUCGACCGUCCAUCAAAACCAGCGGUACAGUAGAUUGGAUCGCCAUGAUGCGCGACCCUCUCCUCGAAGGCGAGCGUUUAGGGAUGGUUCUGGACAAGAAUGACCUCCAGACUGCUCCGCUGAGUUAUUCGGGAUUCUAUGCAGUGAUUGGUGGUGAUAUGUUGAGACUCUUUUGGGCCACGGGCCUCGCCACAAUAACCCCUCUUCUCGAGCCCAAGAUCCCAGCGCUCGACCUUCAAGAUUCUCAAUGUCCGCCACCCACUCAGUCACCUCGACCGCGAGCGUGA
Messenger RNA from Stereum hirsutum FP-91666 SS1, 396 nucleotides. RefSeq lists its product as uncharacterized. The record is from RefSeq and is a predicted model, not a curated record. Lineage: Eukaryota; Fungi; Basidiomycota; Agaricomycetes; Russulales; Stereaceae. Bases 1 to 396 code for a protein of 131 amino acids. The transcript has 3 exons.